Molecule: messenger RNA, 1137 nt
Organism: Microthlaspi erraticum
Lineage: Eukaryota; Viridiplantae; Streptophyta; Magnoliopsida; Brassicales; Brassicaceae
Source: the annotation of a GenBank genome assembly
AUGUCUCACCAUCACUAUGAAACCAACCCUCAUUUCGCAAGACUUCAACCACAGAACCAACAUGUCAAAGGCGGUGGUGGUGCUUCUACCUCACAAUCAUCUCCCCAUGACCAACCGCCCAUCCCCCACCACAAAACCCCUAAAUCUCACCACAAAGCUCCACCGGGAAUCCUAACCAAGCCUCGUGGUCGCGACCGUCAAGGCCCUGUCCAAGAACAUCCACAUUCCGCAAUACCUUUACCUCUAAGUCCAGAAGAUAAACAACCACCACGAAAGACUUCAAACUCUGCAAAAAUACCAUUACUAUCAUCAAGCCCUGAAGAUAAACAACCACCACGACGACCUCCAAACUCUUCAAAAAGACCAUUGCUACUAAGCCCUGAAGAUCAACAUCAUAACCAUCAACAACAACAACAACGACCUCCACCACCACAACCACCGCGCGGUGCAGGCGGCGGCUAUGCAACAUCAUUACCUCCAAUACCCAAACCAACUCCAUGGAGAACCGCUCCAACACCGUCACCGCAUCGCCGCGGUCGACAACGGUCACCACCGCCUUCAAGAGAUCAGACAAACGCGAUGACAUGGUCAGCUGCAUUUUGCUGUGCCGUUUUCUGGAUCAUUGUCAUUCUCGGCGGUCUCAUCGUCCUAAUCGUCUACCUCGUGUACCGUCCACGCUCUCCUCACAUCGACAUCUCAGCGGCUAACCUAAACGCUGCGUAUCUCGACAUGGGGUUUCUUCUAAACGGAGAUAUGACCAUUCUAGCAAACUUCUCAAACCCUAGCAAGAAAAGCUCUGUGGAGUUUAACAUUGUGACGUUCGAGCUUUACUAUUACAACACACUCAUAGCGACUCAAUACGUUGAGCCGUUCAAGGUUCGUAAGAGAAUGUCGAUGUUUGCGAAUGUUCAUCUCGUGAGCAGUCAAGUCAUGCUUCAGCCAACGCAGAGCCGGGAGCUGCAACGUCAGAUUGAAAACGGGCCGGUUUUGUUGAACCUGAGAGGAACGUUUCACGCACGUUCGUUUAUUGGGCCGUUGUUUAGGUACUCUUAUUGGUUGCAUACUCAUUGCAGCUUUUCAUUGAAUAGUCCUCCUGCAGGAACUAUGCGAGCUAGACGAUGCAGUACCAAACGCUAG